Molecule: messenger RNA, 1305 nt
Organism: Aspergillus welwitschiae
Lineage: Eukaryota; Fungi; Ascomycota; Eurotiomycetes; Eurotiales; Aspergillaceae
Product: phosphatidylglycerophosphatase
Exons: 1
Coding region: 203-892 (229 amino acids)
Molecular function (GO): phosphatidylglycerophosphatase activity
Source: RefSeq, a predicted model, not a curated record
CUUCCAUCCUUUUUACUUGCAGACUAUCUCUUCUCAUCCAUCCAAUUUAUCUGAUACACUUUGUACACAAUUUUUCUUCUCACCUUCAAUCCUCAAACAUUAGAUCUAGAUCGACUAUGCAUUGAGAUCUAACACCACUUUAAUCAAGUUCUUCCCCACUACACAGCAUCAUCUACAACAUCUACAACCACCCAAAAACACAAUGCAACCCCCCAACAGCAACCUCCGCGCCUUCAACCUGGCCGUAACCACUCUCCUCAAAACCCCCUCCCAAUUCCUCCCCCACCUAACCAUCCCAACAAUCACCCACCUACCCGAAAAUCUCGGCCCAGCAAUCCUCCCCAGCGCCUCAAAGCCCCCGACCAUCCGCGCCCUCGUCCUCGACAAAGACAACACGCUCUGCCACCCAAAAACGACCUCCUUCCCAUCCGAGAUCCUAUCGAAGCUGCAUGCAUUGCGCACAUCCCCAACGUCACCCUUCACGAAAGAUAACUCGAUCCUGAUCGUCUCGAACCGCGCGGGGAGUCACCCGCGGUAUGACGCGGAGGUGCGCGAGCUGGAAAAGGAGCUCGGCGAGUUGCAAAUCCCAGUGUUUCGGCUGCCAGAGGGGAGUGAGAAGAAGCCGUUCUGUGGGAAGGAGGUGCUGGAGUGGUUCCGCGAGAGGGGGGUGGUGAGUCGUGCAGAUGAGAUUGCGGUGGUGGGGGAUCGGUUGGGGACGGAUGUGUUGAUGGCGGUGCAGAUGGGGUCGUGGAGUGUUUGGUGUCGGGAUGGUGUGACUGAGGGGGGCAGGGAGAUGAAUUUGUUGGAGAAGAUGGAGGUUUGGGUUGAGAAGUAUUUGAGGGAGUCGAGGGGGUUGAAGGCGCCGGUGCCGAAGGAGUGGGAGGGUCGGUAGUUUUUAGUUGGAUUUUGAUAUUUAUUUAGAUACGAUACCCCUGUAUACUACUGUUAUGUGUUGCGAGUCGCGAUAGAUCUGAUACUCGACUGGUUCCAUAAUAUUAUCGCUACGAGCAGCGCGUGGGGCAGAUCCGUAGUGUUUCAUGGUUCAGGUUGGACCUGAGAAAUGUCUCCAUAUCAGCCGUGCGCACAAUCUGGACGGAGAUUGUCUCAGCUCCGCCUCGAUAGUGGCACCAUUAUCAAUGUGCUACAUGACAGGAUUGCCAGAUCUGGCAGAAUAUGCAGACGCCGAUCUCAGGACGAUAAAUAACCAUCACAAAGGGAAAUGAGCAAACAAUUCCUAACCCGCCAACCCAGAAGAAUCCAAGAAAAUAACCGAAUGUCGCCAUCUGUCUGACUUUCUGGCAUAAC